Magnolia sinica is the source of this 1515-nucleotide messenger RNA. RefSeq names its product 3-dehydrosphinganine reductase TSC10A. Lineage: Eukaryota; Viridiplantae; Streptophyta; Magnoliopsida; Magnoliales; Magnoliaceae. Bases 132 to 1127 code for a protein of 331 amino acids. Gene Ontology annotation, cellular component: endoplasmic reticulum membrane. Gene Ontology annotation, molecular function: 3-dehydrosphinganine reductase activity. The record is from RefSeq and is a predicted model, not a curated record. The transcript has 4 exons. Gene Ontology annotation, biological process: sphingolipid biosynthetic process.
UUCCCACACGUGUGCUGAGGUUCGCCUCGUCAAUCUCUCGGCGCACAGAUCGCCAUCCGUGGCGUCCAUCUUCGUCCUCCCUCUCACGUGAGAAACUGCCUCCCUCCCUCUCUCUCUCUCUCACUCUCUCAAUGGCACUUCUCUUCCUUCUCCUCCUCCCUCUCUCUCUCCUCCUCCUCCUCUCCUUCCUCGUCCGCCCCCGGCCAACCAAGAUCCCAAUCAAGAGCCGCCACGUCUUCAUCACUGGCGGAUCCAGCGGCAUCGGCCUAGCUCUCGCCCACCGCGCCGCCGCGGAGGGCGCCCGCGUCUCCAUCCUCGCCCGGAGCCCCGGCAAGCUCGAAGAAGCCCGGGACUCCAUCCGCCUCGCCACCGGCGUCGACGUUGCCACCUUCAGCGCCGAUGUCAGGGACUUCGACGCAGUGCGGCAGGCCGUCGAUGCGGCGGGCCCCAUCGAUGUCCUAGUCUGCAACCACGGGGUGUUCGUUGCUCAAGAAUUGGAGAAGCAGGAUGUGGAUGGGGUCAAAUUCAUGAUCGACGUGAAUUUGAUGGGGACAUUCCAUUUGAUAAAGGCUGCACUGCCGGGGAUGAAGAAUAGGGCCGGUCGUGGGCCCGGCUCGAUUGUUCUUAUGUCAUCACAGGCGGGACAGGUGGGCGUUUAUGGUUAUACAGCUUAUUCAGCCAGUAAAUUUGGCCUUCGUGGAUUGGGAGAGGCAUUGCAGCAGGAGGUCAUUGCUGAUGAUAUUCACAUUUCCCUAGUAUUCCCUCCAGAUACAGAUACCCCCGGUUUCGUGGAAGAAAUGAAGGUAAGACCAGAGGUCACCAAUAUCAUAGCAGCCUCUUCUGGUGCAAUGAAGGCUGAUGAAGUUGCUGAUAAAACUCUAAAUGGCAUAAAAUCUGGAAGCUUUAUCAUCACAUGCAACUUUGAUGGAAUCAUGCUGUCUGUUGCGACUGCCGGUUUGUCUCCUCAGAGAUCAUACCUGAUGGCAUUUUUUGAGGUGCUUGCUGCUGGUUUUAUGCGCAUUGUUGCUCUAUGUUUUCAGUGGAAUUGGUAUGGAAUCAUAGAAAGGAGGCAGAAACAAAAGAACAGCCAAAAGCAGCAGGACCCGCCAAGGCCGAAACCAUUAUGACCCUUUCAGCUUCGGAUGAAAGCAUCGGUGGGCACAUGGAUUCAUCCUGAGACUCCUGAGACGUACAAGAUGAUGGUCUGUUCUUCUCCUGUGCAACUGAGAUUUCAGUGAGUUUUAUUCCCUGAUUCAAGCCCUCUGCAUGUUGAAUGUUGGUGUCACUUCUUUCUAAUAUUUUAAAAUGUAAUUGUAAUGGAUUUUCUCUGUUUUUUUUUUUCCCCCCCGUCUUUUGCUUUUCUUUGCCCAGUUCUUUUAGAACUAAAAUUAACAUUAUUUUUCUUUCUUUUUGCCUUUUUCUGUUUUUCCUUUCGGAAUCUGUGAAGAGCUAAGGGCAUUAUGUCGUGUCUCUAAUUGAGUAUGAAGGAAAGAAUGAAAAGGUGUUGCAACCCUA